Molecule: messenger RNA, 1850 nt
Organism: Triticum urartu
Lineage: Eukaryota; Viridiplantae; Streptophyta; Magnoliopsida; Poales; Poaceae
Product: E3 ubiquitin-protein ligase
Source: RefSeq, a predicted model, not a curated record
CCAGAGAGUGGAGUAGCAAGUGGGCAACUGGUGGCCCAGCCGCCCAGCAGCUAAACAAAACAGACAACUUUGGCAUCAUCCUCCGGCCCUGCCCCGCCCCCGAUCUCUCCCCACCCGCCGGCGACGACCGCGACACCCAUGGCGUCACGCACCACCUUCGCCGACGCGCUGGCAGCCGCGCGCCCGUACCUGCGGGGCGAGGAGGACCAGUGCGGCGACCCGGCCCUGCCGGCCCUCACCGCCGUGCUGCGCGCCGCGGGCGCCGGCGAGUGCUGGCACAAGCACGGCACCUUCCUCGCCCACCUGCUCGAGGUCUACCGGAUCCUGCGCCUCUGGGGCGCGCCCGACGCCGUCGCGCGCUGCGGCCUCUACCACUCCGCCUACUCCAACUCCUACGUCAACCUCGCCAUCUUCGAGCCCGACGUCGGCCGCGCCCGCGUCGCCGCCGUCGUCGGGGACGAGGCGGAGCGGCUCGUACACCUCUUCUGCGUCGUCCCGCGCCAGCAGCUCGUCCACGACGACCUGCUCUUCCACUACGACGAUGGUGAGCUCGUCGCCGACCUGGCCCGCUCCGAGGAGUCCCUCCGGGACGCCCGCCGCGGCGUGUUCAACGACGACGAGCCCUGGCGCCGCAAGAUCCAGCGCCUCCUCCCCGCCGACGGAAUCACCGUCAAGCACAUCAGGACUGGUGAGGAUGUGGCUCUCUCUAGGCGGGUAGCGGCGACAUUCCUCAUGAUGACAAUGGCAGACUUCAGCGACCAGCUUUUUGACUGGCAGGACCGCCUCUUUGACAACGCCAACGGCCGCCUUGAGUACCGAGGCAACACCUGGACGUCACUGUGGCCUGGCACAGGCAAGCCCGGCCUUUGGACCACGUCCAUCUCCCGCAUGGGUGUGCUCUACAGCCUAAUUGUUCGCGAGGAGGAGAUAUACAUAGCUCACCGAGCACACACCACCGGCAAGGAAGGCGACGACUCUGCCACACGCGACGAGGACAUCGCCCUGGUGAUCCCUCCGGUGUUCGAUGGCUUCACGAAGGUCCUGGACGCCGACGACCAGAAGGCGGCGCGAGACCUCUACUGGGAGGCGGUGUGCAGCGACGAGGAGGCGACGGACCGGUCCAAAGUGGAGGAGCUGCUCCGGCAGAGCGUCGCCAAGAACCCGUUCGUGGGGGAGCCACGGCUGGUGCUUGCGCAGAUGUGCCUGAACGCGGAGAUGUACGAGGAGGCACAGGAGCAGGCGGAGGAAGGGCUGAAGCUGCUGCUGGAGUGGGGGAGCAGCUGGGACAAGAGGAUGCCAUGGGAGGGGUGGGUGUCCUGGGGCAGAGCCAUGCUGACAAAGGCCAAGGAAAAGGAUUGGCCCCAUACCUCCUUCGGCAUCCUCAGCCUAGGCCUGGUCAAGUAGCCGCUGUCCGUCCAUGUUACGGUUGUCUCGGCAACAUAUGAUACGAUUAGCACGAAAGGUAUGGAAUGAUCUACCUGCAAUAAUCAAAUAAGUGACUUCACAGACACUAUUACACGACGAUGGAUCAUCGUUUUCCCUGUGAAAAAAAGAGAGACACAAUUGUGAUUACCCUAUAGAUAUUGUGUUCAUGUCUGUACAGUAGUCUUAAGGAAAUGCUUUGGAUGUUCUGACGUUCAGUAUUCUCCCUGCCAUUUGAAGGGAUCAAAACAUGAAUGUUGACUCUGUCCUUGUUAUGGUCUUGGCGGCAUAGGGUUAGCACGAAAGGUAUGAAAUGAUAUACCUGCAUCAGUUGAAUAAAUGAUUUCACAGGCAUUAAGAUCGAUUUGCCAUUUUCCUUGUAAAAAUAUACAAUUGUGAUGAUCGUAUACACAGUGUAUUGAUGUUUA